GCGUCCUUUCUGUGUACAGUUGCUAGCUAAUCGUUAGCUGACUGAAAUUUAGGGAAGAAAGGGGCGAACAAAGCCCUGUCGAAAAUGUGUUUAAUACGAUUUAGUUACGGACGGAUACAUAGAAUAAGGAUUUCUAAUCUGAUUAAUUCCAAUAAGCGAUGGGCGAAUGAGCCUACAACAAUGCUACUUUGAUUUCCAUACACGAUUUAUGAAAGCAGAAAUCUUUCCUGUCUCUUUGGGGUUUGAACAUUUCUGGUACUCGCAUGAGUUCUAGGGAGCGAGCCAAGAUGGGGGACAUCUUGGCAACUGAAGCUGAUCUUCUUGGGAUGAUCAAAGAGUACCUUAACUUCGAAGAAUUUGAAGAGACUAUUCAAACUUUUGACAAGGAAUGCAAAACCAAAGGGAAGCUUGUGUCGAAGCCUCGUGGUAGCGCUCUCAGAGACUCAAAGACCCGUGUCAUCCAGGAAGAUCUUCUGAGCUCAUUUGAUGAUGGUGACCACAAAGUGUUCUUUGAUCUCUGGGCAGAAAACAUUCCCUCAGCGGUAAAAGACUCAGAUGACGAAGCACAGAACCUUGAGUUCUACCUUCAUAUCCACUUUACUGUCUACCCACUGAGGACACACCCCAGUAGACAAGACCGAGCUGAAUUUGAGGAGAGGAUUUUCCUUUUCAAGCAAUACCUUGAAACUCGUGGAUCAGCUCUGAGCCAGACUACUGAGUUUUUGCCUUAUUACGCUUUGCCUUUUGUUCCCAAUCCAACCAUUCAUCCGUCCUUUAAAGAUCUCUUUCAGGAUUCCUGGAUGCCACAGCUGAAGGACAAGUUGGAGAAGUUUUUAUCAGUGACUCUAAAAUCGACUAAGAUUCCAAGGCUGUUGACUUUAUAUAAGGAGGGUGGAAGAACUACCAAAGAAGCCAUGCAGCAGUUGCAGCUUCAGCUGGCUGAAUCGGAGCGACGCAUCUCCAGCUACGUACGGAAGUGUAACAAGAUCAAAGCUGACUACCAUAACCUUAUUGGAAUCACUGCUGAGCUGGUCGACUCUUUGGAGGCCACUGUCAGUGGAAAAAUGAUUUCCCCUGAGUAUCUGCAGAGUGUGUGUGUUCGCCUAUUCAGCAGCCAGAUGAGGCAAAGUGCUGUUCAGAGCACGGACUUCACAAGGCCUGGCACUGGAUAUUACUCUAUGAGUCCCUAUGAUGAUGGCUAUGCCUCGUCCAUGCUACGUGCAUCUAUUGCACUACAGAGGCCUAAGGAGGUGCCAAUGCUGCCUUCUCUGGACUAUGACAAACUGAAGAACGACUUGGUUGUCGGCUCAGACAGACUGAAGUGUCUCCUGCUGCAGGCUCUGCGCUGGAGAAUAACUCGCUCACUCCCUGGUGAACAGAGGGACACGGUGCUUCAAGCCUACAUCAGUAACGACCUGCUGGAAUGCUACAGCACCAACAAGAAAACUGUGCUUCAUUUGAUGAAGUCAGGAAACGAGGUUGUCCGUCAAUACACUGCUCGUCUCAUCAAUGCAUUUGCUUCCCUUGCAGAGGGCCGGAUUUACCUCUCCCAAAUUCCAAUUCUUGUGAAGCUUCUGACAGAAACACUAAGGAGGGAGGAGAAGGACUCUCUGACUCGGGAAAAUGUUCUGGUUGCCCUUCAGAAGCUCAGUCUUAGGAGAAGCCAGCAGACAGCCAUGAUUGAAGAUGAUCUUAUUGGUUGGCUUGUGGAUGAGCUGCAGGACUCGGACUGCCUCAGUGACUACACCCUGGAGUAUUCUGCAGCUCUGCUUAUGAACUUGUGUCUGCGAACCAAAGGAAAAAGGAAGUGCGCGGAGAACGCCAAGCAUGUGCUCAAAGUUCUGACUGACCUUCUCGGACAUGAGAACCAUGAGAUUCGGCCAUAUGUGAAUGGAGCUCUGUACAGUAUCCUGUGUAUUCCCUCCGUGCGACAGGAAGCCAAAGAGAUGAGUGUAGAGGAGAUUCUUCGUUGUUACAACAGAGAGGAAAACCCGGACCUCAACAGACAGAUUGAGUUCAUCAUUAAGCAGCUCAACUCAGGUGAUGAAGAGGGACCAGAGUCAGAUGAUGAGGAAGAAGAGGAUGACAAUGAUGAGGAUUUAAUGGAAAUAGAACUUGAUAAAGAGGAAAUUCUUCAACCCCAGCAAAGGGAGCUGUCUGGGGAGACCCUGCUCACCACUGAGUAUCUUGGGAUCAUGACAAACAUGAUGAAAGUAAAGAGGAAGUCAACACCUUUGGCGUGCCCAAACGUUGAUGAGCCCUUACAACGGCCAGUCACCCCGAGUUCUCAUCGAAAUGCAGGUGAAAAUCGUCCCAGCAGUCAGUGUGAUGAGGGUAGAAACAGGGAAUAUCCCCUAAACAGACAGAGGAGUUUGGAAGGGAGUCUGAUCCCCUCCCCAUACAACUCUCGACCUCCGACACGUUCUGGCAGCCCACCCAGCACUGCCGACUCCCUUCAUCACAGCAUAGACUCAGAAUGCGGACGGUUCUACCAGGAUUCACAGUUAGACCGGACAUAUGAAGGUCAAGCCAGGAAAGGACGGUCCCAGGAGAGACACAAUGGGCACUCCGUCAGUGACAGCUACAUCCUUGGGUUUGUGAGCUCCUCCAAGAUCCCCCGGACACCUGACCCCCCCAUUAGCCAGAACAGUGAUCACCGGAGUCGUGAACUUGCUCUGACACCCCGGUUCUCCCAGUCGGAGCCACAGCAGGGCAGCCGGCCUGCCAGCUCCACAGGAGGAGGAGGGAGUGGAAGCAGGCACUCAAAGAGGAGGUGAAGAGGGAGCUGUCACCAUGGGGGGGAAGCGUUAUCUGUCCAGGAACGUCAGGCUUCCUGUAACAUUAUCCCCCCCGGGUUGCGAUUGGGGUCAGGCCAACAGAGACGGGUAGGAAACGACGGCAGCAAUGAGAGGAGGCAGAGGAGUGUGUGAAACAAUAUGUAGGAUUGUGGCUCUAAAUCCCCCACACACACUCCCCCGCUUCAGCACACACCGCUUUGGCAACACGAUAUGAUGGCAGACAACAAUCACAACCACCAGCAAAGCAACUCAGUGAAUCAAGACGUUUCUGAAUUUCUUUGUGUGUGUGUUUCUUAUUUUUCCGUGGAAUAACUCAAACAGUGCAUUAGCAUUAAUAUUUGGAACCACUGAAAAUAAAUUAUUGUAGGUCCAUUUUACAGUCUGGGUUAUCAUUUCCACUUGUUUUGUUUUUCUUUUUGGAGAUGAUGGUAUGAAGAGUCAUUUCAUUCAAACUUAAAUAAGUAAAAAACAAUAAAUACUGUUAUUAAUAAAUACUGAAUAAAUACUCCAUAUUGCUUUUGGGGGGGGAGAAGGGAGAGGAAUGGUUACUUUGUCAAUCAGUGUUUAUUAAUUUCAUGAUUUAUUUACGAUUUUAUUUCAUUGCUUAUUUCAUAAUUGUGUUUUAUUUUUGAGACACCUGUAUUUUGUAAAGCUACUUUACGUAUUUGUGGAUUUUUCUUUGUUUUUAUUUCAGUCUGAUGUUCUUAGUCGAAUGAGGGGGCGGAGUUUUCUCUGUGGGGCAGGUUUAGAGGGCAGUGAGCUGAGUGACUGCAAAUAAGUCUGAAAUACAUAAAGCAGCUUAACAAAAUAAAUGUUUCAAAAUAAAACACAUUUUUGAAGUCUUUAAAACUGUGAUUGACAAAAUAACCUCCUCAUUAUUGAUUUAUUUUUAUAAAUGUAUUAUGGUCUUAUGUCUUGGGGAUGUUUAUUUGUUUGAUGGAGUAUUUUUUUCUUAUUUCUCAAUAGCAGUAUUAGUUUAUUUAGUAUUGAAUGAAGGACUCAUUUUUUUCUGAGCUUAAUGCAUGAAUCAGACUUGGUUUGUGUCAGGAUUUAGAGUAAGACAGAAAGCAGUAUGUCAGUAAUACUCAGAUUUUUUUAAAGGUUUAAAUUAUUCUAAAUAUCUAGCAUAAAAAAUAUAUAAUGCUUAAAAUUAUAAGGAAAAAAACUCACUUGUACAAAAGCAGUGACUUCUUCUCAUCUGUCUCUGAUGGACAUAUUGUAGUUUGACUUUUCUCUGAUUGCCUGAGUGUUUAAAUUGUGUUUAGAACUUUCAAUAUGAUGUUUUUGGAAAAAAUGACUUGAAUAUUUGUGAUUUUCUUAAAUUCAGCAUACUUUACAUUGUUCUCCUGCACUAUUUCAUGUAUGUUGAUGUCUAUAUUUAUGUUCAGUGCUAUGUUUCUGAUGUAAUGUAAUUUGACAGUGGUUUUAAAUAAAUUUGGUAACCUGA
This is a messenger RNA of Xiphophorus maculatus (southern platyfish), 4245 nucleotides long. It is a transcript of the gene armc9, whose product is annotated as armadillo repeat containing 9. The transcript is spliced from 26 exons. The record is from RefSeq and is a predicted model, not a curated record. Gene Ontology annotation, cellular component: ciliary tip; centriole; ciliary basal body. Gene Ontology annotation, molecular function: protein binding. Lineage: Eukaryota; Metazoa; Chordata; Actinopteri; Cyprinodontiformes; Poeciliidae. Bases 264 to 2777 code for a protein of 837 amino acids. Gene Ontology annotation, biological process: cilium assembly.